Molecule: messenger RNA, 1215 nt
Organism: Letharia columbiana
Lineage: Eukaryota; Fungi; Ascomycota; Lecanoromycetes; Lecanorales; Parmeliaceae
Exons: 2
Coding region: 1-1215 (404 amino acids)
Source: RefSeq, a predicted model, not a curated record
AUGGCAUACCAAGAAAGCAGCUAUGGCCCACGUUCGACGUACGCCGGCCCGACCAAUAAUGCACCUCAUUUCCCGCAGUCACAUCAACAACAUUCCCACUCGCACUCGCAGUUUUAUCCCAAUCCAUAUCCUCACUCCAACCAAUCCAAUGCCUCCUCUCCUCCUCUACCCUCCUACACACUCCCACAGCCUUCCGAAGGCCAGACAUAUCACUCCCAAAGACUGCCGUAUGGUCCCAAUCAGAUUCACAAUGUCGGAGGACUGUCGACGCAGCCUCCCAUGACUGCGCCUGAUGAUCACUUUAAAAAGCCCUAUCUGCCCCAGCAGCAAUAUAUGAACCAUGGUCAACCACCCGCCAAUUUCAUAGACCAUCAGCGACAAAAGUCCUCUUCAGCUGUAUCCGAGCUCGCGCCAGCUCAGGCUUACUCCGGAGCCUCAACGACUCCUCAGCGACUCCACACCUCUAGCUCCUCCUAUCCACCGACUUCCACAAUGACCGUGACAGCUGCCCCAAUCAAUCCACCCUCCACUCAAUCAACUCCCACCUCCGAAGUACCCUCUCAAUCCGCAGACCCCGCUCUUCAACCCGGCGGACUUUCGUCACUUGACCAACAACGCGUCGAUGCCCUCCUCCAAGUCAACAACCUCCUGCUACAAGAAGUCACAAUCCUGCAGAAAGUCGGGUUCAAGCCGUCUCCACAAUCGCCUCAACAGACGGCGCCCCCAAACACCUCCUCACCGCAGGCGACUCCGGCACCUCCUACCUCAGCAGGCGACCCUACAUCAACUACCCAAAACCAAAACAACUCGGUCACCAAAACAAAUCCCACCGUCAGCACACCUACAAUGACAACACCCACCACCGCAACAGCACCUCAGCAACCAUCCCUCAAUACCAAAAAAUACGUGGAAUUCAUGACCCGCAUCAAAACCAACAUCAUGUUCCUUGUUAGCAUAUCUGACCAAGCGAAGGAUAAGCCCCGGUUGCCGUACCCCAGCCACCUCGAAGCACCACCUCUCUGGCUCAAUCCUGGAAACGAGGAGGGAGACAGGCAAUUGGACUUGCUGAGGGAGGAAUACACCAGGCUCCGAGAGCUGUGGCCGGAUUGGAAGCCGGAGGUCAGGAAACCGCAGGUGGGAGGGCAACCGGUGCAACCUGGGCUGCAACAAGGGCAGCAACAGAUGCAACAGCCUCCAGUGCAACAGCAGUCAUGA